Messenger RNA from Cimex lectularius (bed bug), 841 nucleotides. RefSeq names its product homeobox protein Hox-A3-like. Gene Ontology annotation, cellular component: nucleus. Lineage: Eukaryota; Metazoa; Arthropoda; Insecta; Hemiptera; Cimicidae. Gene Ontology annotation, molecular function: RNA polymerase II cis-regulatory region sequence-specific DNA binding; DNA-binding transcription factor activity, RNA polymerase II-specific. The transcript has 2 exons. The coding region runs from base 39 to 710 and encodes 223 amino acids. Gene Ontology annotation, biological process: regulation of transcription by RNA polymerase II. The record is from RefSeq and is a predicted model, not a curated record.
UUAGUUUUCUAGUUUGUCCCACUGCGCAUUAAGUGACUAUGUCAAGAUCCUUUUUCGUAGAUUCCCUCAUCGGGACGAAACCGCCUGCGCCGACGCCGGUCUUCCCGGCCGGCUACUUCUUCUCCUUGGUGCCUCCAUUCUACAGGCCUUACUGGAGUCCUCCUCCAAACUGGGAAGAACCUAUUUUAAGGCCUAAACCUAUCAAGACGAACGUGGAAGAAACCAAGUCUAUUCUGCCUCCAUCUCCUCCACCAAAAGAGGACUAUACUGUAAGACACGGUCUAAAGAGAAGCUCGAGCGAAGAGCCUUCCGAUGACUCAGGGAGCAGCAAAAGGAUCCGUACAGCGUUCACCAGUACACAGCUACUUGAACUGGAAAAGGAAUUUUCCAGCAACAUGUACCUAUCCAGACUGAGGAGGAUCGAGAUAGCCACUUGCCUCAGGCUGUCGGAAAAACAGGUCAAGAUCUGGUUCCAGAACAGGAGGGUCAAACACAAGAAAGAAGAGACCGGCGGAGGUGACCAGAAGUGCACAUGUCUCAGGUCGUGCUCGAACAGAAACAAGGAGGAACAGUGUUCGCCGCAGAAGUACAAUUCCGAGGGAAGCGGUGAGAUGUCCCCGCAGCAGAAAAUACACUCGCCGACUCCAGUCCAUCCCCAGAUAAACCACAGGCCGCAGAUUUCGCCCCAGCUCCAGCCCGUAAUGCGGUAAUUCGUCCGUUUUCGUUACCAUAAACAUCAUUUUCUUUGAAACUGAUGCCUCUUUUUAUGAAACCUAGUUUUAAAACAUUUCUGUGAUUAAGGAUUGAUCGGCUCAAUAACUUUCCAUCCACGUGACAUUAG